AAGUUGAGUGUUAUACUCCUCUCCAUUUUCGCUUCUGCUCUUCAUCUUCUUCCAGAUGUUCUAUCCAUUUCUUUGUGAGAAAAAAAAAAAAAACAAAACAAAACAAGUAGCAAUAUUUCCAGCUCACAUUUACAUUGAAAAAUGAUUUUGUCAGGCAAAGAGCAAAGUUUGUGCCGUGCGUGUUAAAAUAGGAGAUCAUGUCUUUAGCAGUUGUUGGUGUGGCCAUUGUCAUUGUUGUUGGCAAGGUCAAGACGUGGAUUGUUACUACUUUUGACAAGGCUAAGGAGUGGAUUGUUGCCACUAUUGUUGUUGCUGUUGUUGCUAGUGCCAAGGCGUGGGUAGUUGCUGCUGUUGGCGAGACCAAGGAGUGGGUUGUUUCUACCAUUUGCAAGGCCAAGGAGAGUGCAAGACAUUACAAAGGUGGCCUCUAUGUGUUUCUUACAUGCAUUGUUGCUGCUGUUGAUGGCUUACCCUUUGGCUAUAACAUUGGAAAUUCAAAAAGAAAUAGCAAAAUGUCAAUUGUAACCACGUUGCCAUCUCCUCUCUUCAGAGUGAGAGCUUCAUGGGACACCCAACAGAGACUCUCCUACAACCCUAACGCUCCCCGAAAACCCCCCAAAAAUCCCCUCACUCCCUUACAUCCACCUUCUCCGACCGUCGUCUUAACCGCCCGGACUGACCAAUCGGUUUUUGACCUCCUCAAUCGUCCCGGUCAAGGAGUAAGAGCAGAAUCUGACGAGCCAUAUUUGGGCUAUGAGAGAUGGUUGCCUACUCCACCAAAAGUGGAGAAGCCUCGAACAGUCUUCAAUGCAGCUACAUUGGCUUAUAUUGGUGACUGCAUAUAUGAGCUCUAUGCUCGCCGGCACUUUUUGUUUCCUCCACUCAGUAUUGAAGAAUACAAUGAUCGAGUGACAGCAGUAGUACGUUGUGAAGCACAAGAUGCAUUGCUCCAGGAACUUCUUAAUAGUGAUUUCUUAUCAAAAGAUGAAAGGGAUGUUCUUCGAUGGGGUAAGAAUAUCAGUUCAGCUAAAACACGGACCAAAAAGCGUGCUGGUGUAGCAGUUUAUAACAGAGCAUCUUCGCUGGAAACACUAGUCAGUCCCAAUGUUGCUUGUUUCCAUGAAAUAGUAUUUACUCUUUUUUCAAUAAUGCAUUUUGUAAAUUCUGCAUCAUUAUACCUUUUCAGUGUGUUCGUCAUACUUUUUCUCUUUCUGAAAAAUAUUUUGUAUUUUCCAUGGUAGGAUCUGGUUUCUAGUAGUGCAACUCUUCUGCUGAAAUGAAAUGUUUUAAGAGUUGGGUAGAAAGUUAUGUUACUUUAAUUUGCUCUCCAAGUUUAACAUGGUGUACUAUACACUAUGUUAACUUCUUUGAUUCUUCACCCAGUUCAGUAAUCAUCUAACUAAAUUCUGAAUAACUCUGGAACUUAAUAUGUUGAUCUGACUUCUUUGCCAUAUAUUUUGUAGAUUGGUUUUCUCUACCUGACAAAUGUAAAUCGCUUGGAAAAACUCAUGUUAAAGCUAGGAUUUUCUACAGGCACGUCCAUGCAAACAAUAUUGGAGGAAACAAAUAGUAAGUUAACUUUCAUCUAAUGUUAUCUGCAUAAUAGUAAUUAACUAUGUCCCAUGUAGACCUGCUAUUGACAUGUUUAUUUGCUAAGAGUGAUGAGGAAAUUCAUGUGUAGGAUCAAUGUAUAACAAUUUUGGUAUGACAUUAUUGAGAAAACUCAAAUGUAUGAUUGCUAUAUAUAAGGAAGGAAAUUCAUUCAGGAUGAGGUCCAAAAGCAAUAUAGUUCCAUCAUACAUUAGGAUGGGGAUGAAACAACCAUUUUUCCAGAGGCAAUGCCCUGCACAUCUGGCCCUUGAAAAGUUUCAAGACAGCCUUUUCUGGAUGAUAUGGUAUCCCAUCAAAAUCUUAGGAUUAUUUUCCGCCCUUUUUCUCCUUUCACCUCUUUGUAUUUAUUAUGAAAAGAAUAAAAAACGUCCCUAUAAAAAUAGCAAGAAUGAAAAUCAUAAGUGAAUUACUGUGCCUAUUCCUAGUGCGUCUUCAUUACUUUCAGCCCUCUAAUGCCCCCUCAUUUUGUCGACCCAAAUAUAUCCAAACUUCAAAA
Messenger RNA from Rubroshorea leprosula, 2107 nucleotides. Lineage: Eukaryota; Viridiplantae; Streptophyta; Magnoliopsida; Malvales; Dipterocarpaceae. The record is from the annotation of a GenBank genome assembly.